CGCGAGAAAGGCGAGACUGCGGGAUGAAGAGGCAGGCGCGAAGAGUCGCCGUCGAACUGCACGGCCGUGAUGACAUCGCGGAAGUUGGCGAAAGGCGAUUUUUUUUACGGUCGGUCGCGGCUCAGACGAGGACUAAGUGCGUCUUUUUCCGCGAGAUCGGCGCUUCGGAAAAACGGAGAAACGCGCGGUCGAUACAUACGAGGUUUGAUCAGAAAGUAACGGGAAUUUUGAAAUUGCGCGCGCUGUAUCUUGUCUGCUCGGUUGAUUCUGUUUUUUGUGUGUUGGUAGCACUGCCAGUGACGUAUGUGUCGAUUUUCAGGCAGCUGCGACGCAUAGUUUGUGUUUGGCGAGCGAAUGAGCAAGACGUAUACUUCAGUGUGUUUGGCGAUUUUUUGCGUGGCGAAAUCAGUCGGACCAGAGAGUUUGUCUGAAAUUUUGUGUUAAAAACGGAAUUAAGUGCAGCGAAGCGUUCAAAAUGUUAAAGGAGGCCUUUGGCGACGAUACUGAUAUGUCACAACCACGAGUUUAUGAAUGGUACAAACGCUUUCAGGAAGACCGAGAAGACAUCGAAGAUGACGCGAGGUCUGGGCGUCCUAGCACGUCCACCAAUGAUGAACACGUGGAAAAAGUUAAAGAGAUUGUGCUUGCUAAUAGAAGAAUCACCAUUAGAAAGGUUGCUGAAGAAAUAGGAAUUUCAUACGGCUCACGCGAAGUGAUUUUUACUAAUGUUUUGAACAUGAAACGAGUGGCAGCGAAAUUUACUCCGAAACUGCUGAAUUUUCAAGAGAAACAGCAUCGCGUAACCAUCGCAAAACCACCUUGUUCUCCAGACAUGGCCCCCUGUGACUUUUUUCUAUUUCCCAAACUCAAAAGGACACUCAAAGGACAACAUUGUUUUUCAACAAUAGAUGAGAUAAAGGCGAAAUCGCUGAUCCAGCUCGAGACGAUACCUAAAGAGGCGUUCCACCAGUGUUUCUCAAACUGGAAACUACGUUGGCAGUAAUAUAAUACGUAUCA
Molecule: messenger RNA, 1017 nt
Organism: Harpegnathos saltator (Jerdon's jumping ant)
Lineage: Eukaryota; Metazoa; Arthropoda; Insecta; Hymenoptera; Formicidae
Exons: 1
Coding region: 476-1003 (175 amino acids)
Molecular function (GO): nucleic acid binding
Source: RefSeq, a predicted model, not a curated record